AGAAUGUAAGGGUGACUGUGUCGCGACUGAGUGUGCUGAAGAUGAAGUUGCGUUUUAACACUAUCGAUGUCCGAGUGAUCAUCUCAGAGCUGCAGAGCUUACUAGGAAUGAGAGUGAACAAUGUCUAUGAUGUGGACAACAAAACCUAUCUCAUCCGACUUCAGAAGCCAGAAUCUAAAGCUGUUCUUUUGGUUGAAUCUGGUAUCCGGAUCCAUACAACAGAAUUUGAAUGGCCAAAAAACAUGAUGCCCUCUGGCUUUGCAAUGAAGUGUCGUAAACAUCUAAAGUCACGAAGAUUGAUUUACGUCAAGCAACUUGGUGUUGAUAGAAUUGUAGAUUUUCAGUUUGGUUCUGAUCAAGCAGCUUACCAUUUAAUUGUUGAAUUAUAUGACCGUGGUAACAUAAUUCUUACUGACUAUGAAUACACGAUUCUAAUUCUCUUGCGUUUCCGCACCAAUGAAGUGGAUGAUGUGAAAUUUGCCGUUCGUGAGCGAUAUCCAGUUGAUUAUGCUAGAGGCCCAGAGCCUUUGCUGUCACUAGAGAGGCUAACGGAAGUUAUGGGUAAUGCACCAAAAGGAGAACAAAUCAAGAAAAUUCUUAAUCCCCACCUUUCCUAUGGAGCAACAUUGAUUGAGCAUUGCCUGAUGAAGUUUGGAUUUUCUAGUAGUGCAAAAGUUGGCCAAGAUUUUGACUUAUCCAAAGAUGUAGAGAAACUUCUGACUGCUUUACAGAUGGCUGAAGAAUUUAUUGAGAAGACAGAAAACUUUAAAGGACAGGGUUACAUCAUACAGAAACGAGAAACUAAGCCAAGUUUGGAUCCUAGUAAACCACCUGAAGAAUUACUAACCUAUGAAGAAUUUCAUCCAUUUCUUUUUGCGCAGCAUGCCAACAAUUCUUGCAUUGAAUUUGAUUCAUUUGAUAAGGCUGUGGAUGAGUUUUAUUCGAAGUUAGAAAGCCAGAAAAUAGACAUAAAAGCUUUACAGCAGGAAAAGCAAGCAUUGAAGAAACUGGAUAAUGUUCGUAAAGACCUUGAGAAAAGGUUGGAAUCUUUACAAGUAAAUCAGGAAUAUGAUAAGUUGAAAGGAGAGCUAAUUGAGAUCAAUCUCACUGCUGUUGAUAAAGCUAUUGAAGUGAUACGCAGUGCCUUAGCUAAUCAGAUUGACUGGACAGAAAUUGGAAGCAUUGUAAAGGAAGCACAGGAGCAGGAAGACCCUGUGGCAUGCUCCAUUAAAGAGCUGAAGCUGAAUUCAAACCAUAUCACAAUGUUGCUAAAAAACCCCUAUGUAACAGAUGACGAAGAUCAAGAUGUUGAUCUGGAUGAAAGUGCUGAAAAAGAACAAACUAAGAGCAAGAAGAAAAAGAAUAAAAACAAGCAACAGAAAAAUCUCUUACAGAAGAACAAACCAGUAUUGGUAGAUGUGGACCUUAGCUUGUCUGCCUAUGGCAACGCUAAAAAAUACUAUGAUCAGAAAAGACAUGCAGCGAAGAAAGAACAGAAGACAGUUGAAGCUGCGGAAAAGGCAUUUAAAUCAGCAGAAAAGAAGACAAAAAAGACAUUAAAAGAAGUUCAAACUGUUAUUACAAUUCAGAAGGCAAGAAAAGUGUAUUGGUUUGAGAAAUUCUUAUGGUUUGUCAGCAGUGAAAACUAUCUGGUGAUAGCAGGUCGAGACCAGCAACAAAAUGAGUUAAUUGUCAAACGCUAUCUUAAACCAGGUGACAUAUACGUACAUGCGGAUCUCCAUGGUGCUACCAGCUGUGUCAUCAAGAACCAAAAAGGGGAGACAGUUCCUCCACGUACAUUAAUGGAGGCAGGCACAAUGGCAAUUUGUUAUAGUGCUGCUUGGGAUGCACGAGUAAUUACUAGUGCUUGGUGGGUCCAUCAUAAUCAGGUAUCGAAAACAGCACCUACAGGAGAGUACCUGACCACAGGAAGUUUCAUGAUCAGAGGUAAAAAGAACUACCUCCCACCUUCUUACCUUAUGAUGGGAUUUGGCUUUCUAUUUAAGGUUGAUGAGCAAUGCAUUUGGAGGCACGUAGGUGAGAGGAAGGUGAAAGUGCAGGAUGAAGACAUGGAGACAGUAACCAGCAGCACCUCUGACGUCUAUUCUGAGGAUACGGUUCCUUUAGCUGAGUCAGACAAUGGUGAAAGCAGUAGUGAUGAAGAUAACAAGACUGGUAUUGAAGCUGAAAACCAAUGUGAAGAGGUGCAAGGAGAUGCAGAGGGUCACGAGAACAAUGCUGAAGGUGAAUCAGACACUCAGCAAGAGGAAACUGAUUUGCAAGAUUCUGUUGAAACUCAAAAUAUUGAGGAACAUCAAAGUGAGGAAGAAAAUGCAGAAGUUAAUUAUCCUGAUACAGCUAUUGAUCUGUCACAUCUUCAGUCAAAGAGAUCUUUUCAGAUACGUAGUACAUCUUCUAAAGAAGAACAGAUUCCAGAGAUUGAUGGAAGGUCACAAAGUCGGAAACACCUAUCAGCAAAAGAAAGGAAAGAACUGAAAAAGAAGAAGAGGAGUGAAAAUGAAAGCUUAGAACAAACAAUUCAACCUGAAUCCAGCAAAACAUCUGUGGAAGACCAGGAUACUAAAAAAUCAUCUUCCCAACAGCCACUGAAGAGGGGACAAAAGGCUAAACUGAAGAAAAUUAAAGAAAAAUAUAAAGAUCAGGAUGAGGAGGAUCGUGAAUUAAUGAUGAAAUUACUUGGGUCAGCAGGACCAAGUAAAGAGGAAAAGGCUAGGAAAGGGAAAAAAGGGAAAACAAAAGAACUGCCUAAAAAACAGGAGAAAAAGCAAACUUUGAAAGAAGCAGGUAAUAUCCAAAGCAAAGCACAUGCUCUAGAGACUGUGACACAUCAUAUGGCAGAAAUGACUCUGGAGGGGACUCCGGCAGAAGAUCAACAAGAGGAGGAACCCGAGCAAGAUUUGCAGGCAUCUGAGGAGAGUGAGAAUUUGCUGAAUUCAUUGACUGGCCAACCUCACCCUGAUGAUGUGUUGCUGUUUUCCAUUCCAUACUGUGCUCCCUACACUGCCAUGACCAACUACAAGUACAAGGUAAAACUCACUCCAGGCACACAGAAGAAAGGGAAAGCGGCCAAAACUGCCUUGCACAAUUUCCUGCAUUCUAAAGAAGCCUUGCAACGGGAAAAAGAUCUAUUACGAAGUGUGAAGGAAACUGACUUGUCAAGGAACAUUCCCGGAAAGGUGAAAGUCUCAGCCCCUAAUUUAUUAGCAAACAAGCGGAAAUAAACACCUAGAAUUUCCUUGAAUUAAGAUGUGCUCUGAGGACGGUCCAGGAAAGUAUUACAU
Mobula hypostoma (lesser devil ray) is the source of this 3302-nucleotide messenger RNA. RefSeq names its product ribosome quality control complex subunit NEMF-like. Gene Ontology annotation, molecular function: ribosomal large subunit binding; tRNA binding. Gene Ontology annotation, cellular component: RQC complex. Bases 42 to 3242 code for a protein of 1066 amino acids. The transcript has 33 exons. Gene Ontology annotation, biological process: rescue of stalled cytosolic ribosome; ribosome-associated ubiquitin-dependent protein catabolic process. The record is from RefSeq and is a predicted model, not a curated record. Lineage: Eukaryota; Metazoa; Chordata; Chondrichthyes; Myliobatiformes; Myliobatidae.